AUGAAACAUUUACCCGUGAAAAUGUAAUCGAGAAAAAUGAAGAAGUCAAGAAGAGAUGAGCGAUCUAGAACAGACACACACAGUGAGUGAAACAAACAAACAAACAAACCCAUCCCAAUAGCCGUUACCGAAAUUCUUCUUCGCAGUGAAGUUAAGUGGCGUUUAGUCCAAAGCGAGCAAUGGCGGAGUUACGCCAUUCAAGCUCAAUCGGUAACAGAGGAGUGACGGCGUCACCUAGGAAGCGUGAUGACGUCAUCACCUCAUCUCCUUUGGUUGCUGAUAACAGUAGUGCGAGUAACGUUGACGAUGAUGAUUAUCGGGGACGGUAUUAUCCUAGAGAUCGGUUUCGUUUGUUUGUAUCUUCCUAUUUUUUCAGUGAUGAAUUGAGGUCUCAUCCCAACAAGUCUAAGAUCUCGCUUUUUCUCCUUCUUCUUCUUCUUCUCGUGCUUUCACUAUCUUCUGUUGUUCAUCGAUUGAAUGCCCCAUAUUUGUGCAAAAAGGAUGGCAUAACUCUUCAGUGUCCACGGGUGAAAGAGACUCCUUCCUUGUGGGAGAAUCCUUAUUCAGCAACAACCUCAUGGAAGCCUUGUGCGGAGCGACGUGAGGGUUUGAUAUCAGAUAUUCCGCCUGAGAAUGCCACAAACGGUUAUAUAUUCAUACAUGCUGAGGGUGGUUUAAACCAGCAAAGGAUCGCUAUAUGCAAUGCUGUUGCAGUGGCCAAAAUUAUGAAUGCUACUCUUAUUUUGCCAGUAUUAAAGCAAGAUCAGAUAUGGAAAGAUCAAACGAAAUUUGAGGACAUAUUUGAUGUAGAUCAUUUUAUUAACUAUCUGAAGGAUGAUGUGCGAAUUGUUCGUGAUAUCCCAGAGUGGUUUACUGACAAAAAUGAGCUGUUCACAAGCAUAAGGCGUACAGUCAAGAACAUUCCCAAGUACGCUUCAGCAGAGUUCUACAUAGAUAAUGUUUUGCCUCGUGUCAAGGAGAAGAAGAUAAUGUCACUGAAACCUUUUGUCGAUCGGCUUGGGUACGAUAAUGUUCCUCCAGAGAUAAACAGGCUGAGGUGCAGAGUCAACUAUCAUGCUCUGAAGUUCCUUCCCGAGAUUGAGCAGAUGGCUGAUCAACUCGUUUCAAGGAUGAGAAACCGUACUGGUAGUUCAAAUCCUUUCAUGGCUCUUCACUUGAGGUUUGAGAAAGGAAUGGUGGGUCUAUCAUUCUGUGAUUUUGUUGGAACACGGUCAGAGAAAGCUCUCAUGGCGGCAUACAGAAAGAAAGAAUGGCCUCGGCGGUUUAAGGAUGGUUCCCAUUUGUGGGCAUUGGCUCUGCAAAAGCGUAAGGAAGGACGAUGCCCUCUUGAGCCUGGUGAAGUAGCCGUGCUGCUUCGGGCCAUGGGUUAUCCUAAAGAAACUCAAAUAUAUGUUGCUUCUGGACAGGUCUAUGGUGGACAAAACCGUAUGGCACCGCUGAGGAACAUGUUCCCAAAUCUGGUUACAAAAGAGGAACUAGCUACAAAACCAGAAUUGGAUGGCUUCAAGAAGCAUGUGACAAGCUUGGCAGCCCUAGACUUCCUAGUCUGCUUAAAAUCUGAUGUAUUUGUGAUGACACACGGAGGAAACUUUGCCAAACUGAUCAUAGGAAAUCGUAGGUACAUGGGUCAUCGUCUAAAAUCCAUUAAGCCGGACAAGGGUCUGAUGUCCAAAUCCCUAGGAGAUCCAUAUAUGGGAUGGGCUGGCUUUGUGGAAGAUGUUGUCCUAACCCACCAGACCAGAACUGGUUUACCUGAAGAAACAUUUCCAAAUUAUGAUCUUUGGGAGAAUCCUUUGACCAAUUGCAUGUGUAAAGCCUGAAUUGACAACCUUUACUGUGAAGAUAAGCCCUUUAAGUAGUGCAUCUUUCUAGAGUUGUGCACAGGGAACUGCGAAAUUUUCGCUGUUAACAGAGACAGAAUUACGACAAUUUACACAUGGUAUCCCAGAAUGAGGAGAAUGUUGUAGUGUCUGAGGGGAUAAGAGUAUUAACACAGGAGUUGCAGAAACUGGCUUUAGGAGUGGGCUCUCUAGCUGCUGCCCUGUAUUGACCACCUGUGUUAUUAUCUUCUUUCUUUGGGCGGGGACACCACUGCAGUUUUGUAUUCUGGAAUAUUAAUUUAUUCUCCAAUUGUUUCAUGAUAUAAUGUAUAUUAUUUGCAGUAAUAGAAAAAGGUUCUUUCAUUUCAUUUGAAUACAAACCAGAUUUCAUGCA
This is a messenger RNA of Lycium barbarum (goji berry), 2235 nucleotides long. Its product is annotated as protein PECTIC ARABINOGALACTAN SYNTHESIS-RELATED. The record is from RefSeq and is a predicted model, not a curated record. The transcript has 11 exons. Bases 180 to 1841 code for a protein of 553 amino acids. NCBI's taxonomy places the organism in Eukaryota, Viridiplantae, Streptophyta, Magnoliopsida, Solanales, Solanaceae.